Molecule: messenger RNA, 2613 nt
Organism: Schistocerca americana (American grasshopper)
Lineage: Eukaryota; Metazoa; Arthropoda; Insecta; Orthoptera; Acrididae
Product: peroxisomal carnitine O-octanoyltransferase
Exons: 14
Coding region: 259-2274 (671 amino acids)
Cellular component (GO): peroxisome
Molecular function (GO): carnitine O-octanoyltransferase activity
Source: RefSeq, a predicted model, not a curated record
GGGUCACGAAUGUUUUGAAACCGUGUGUUUUGUUUAUAGCUAAGUGAGGUUUCGUACAGUGAUUCAGCAAGAAGAUACAGCGGGCGUAAUGACUGUAGGUCGGAGUCCGAAAGUACCUGAUGGGGGGAGAGGACGAAGUGCAAGGCAACUGGCCCUAGUCCACGACAGAUUUCUAAUCCUAGCGCAGAACAGAUGUGAGGAGAAAGCCGCGGGAACGUUAAACAACGCCUUCUUUCGAAAGAGAGGAGCACUGGGACAAUGGGAAUCUGGAGCAGCAAGGGCAGCAGUGGAGACAGCGUGGCCAUCGUGGGGGAGGCUGUGGGGCCGCUGUCAGCCGGAGCGACGUUGCCGCUCACUGCUGGCGUGCGCGCACUGUACGUCGUGCCGGAGGGAAGCGGCCAGACGACGUUCGCGCAGGACGAGCUGCUGCCGCCGCUGCCCCUGCCGUCUCUGGAGCACACCGUGGAGAGGUUCGUGGACUCGUGCCGGCCCUUCUGCAGUGAGGCAGAGCUGGAGGACGUGAAGCGGGUGGCCGAGCAGUUCGCUUCUGGGGAGGGCGCCGAGCUGGACCGGCUGCUCCGGGAGAGGGCUGCGAACUCCCGCAACUGGCUGGAACAGUGGUGGGAGGAGGGGGCGUACCUGUCGAACCGGCAGCCGCUGUUGCCCUUCUGCAGCAUGACGGGCUCGAUGCCGCUCGCAGACCUCGGCUGGAAGCUGGGCGAGGGCCGCCAGCUCAAGCACGCGUCGCUGUACGCGUACCACAUGACGCGGCUGUGGCAGCUGCUGCGGGAGGAGCAGCUGCUGCCGACGCGGUCCGCCGACGGCCGCACCACGUUCAGCAUGCGGCAGUUCCGCCGUCUCUUCAACUGCGCCCGCGUCCCGCAGCCGGGCACCGACCGCCUCGACUCCCACUUCCGCACGAGGCAGGAAGGUAGGUGCCCGUCACACGCGGUGGUGAUCUGCCGCUGCGGCCGGCUGUACCGCUGCGAGAGCGUGCAUCCCAACGGCGUGACGCCGCUCACCCCCCUCGAGUGGGAGUGGCAGCUGAGGGAGGUGGUGUCGCGCUGCGAGGACGAGGGGGCGACGCGGCCCGGCCUGGGGGUCCUCACGUGCAGCGACCGGGACCGCUGGGCACAGAACCGCACGAGACUAAGAGAGCUGAGCGCGCGCAAUGCGGCGUCGCUGUUGGAGAUCGAGUCGGCAAUGUUCGUGCUCGCACUGGAUGACGCGAGACCCGGCUCGUCGCAGGGAGCCGCUGGCACCGAAUCGCUCGGCGGGAACUUCAGCUGCCGCUGGGCCGACAAGAGCCUCGUGCUGGUCUUCUUCGCCGACGGCGUCGUCGGUGGGGUCUCGGAUCAUACCGCCUACGACGGGAUGAUCAGCAUAGCAGCCAUGUACUAUGUGUACACUGCUAUGAAGGACACAAAAGGCGUGUGGCCCCUGGAGAAUGACUUUGUGUCCUUCCGGAGGAACCUGAGGGCACCGCGGGAGCUGACAUUUGACCUGGACGAAGCACUCCGCACGGAGAUCAUCCGAGUACACGAGGAGCUGGAGCCAAAUCACUGGGCAGUGUGCGUGACGUAUGAGCAAUACUGUGGCUUUGGGAAGGAGUUCAUGCAGGCACAUCGCCUCCACCCAGACUCGUGCGUGCAGAUGGUGCUGCAGCUGGCCUACUACCGGCUACACAACAGAGCUGCACCUGUGUACGAGACAGCUACGACGCGUGCCUACUACAAUGGCCGUACGGAAACGGUGCGCUCGUGCACGACGGAGCAACUGGAAUGGGUUCGAUCGAUGCUCAACGGGACCUCCAAUAAUGUGGAGCGUGAGCACCUGCUGAGGGAAGCAGUGGUGAGGCACGACCAGCUGAUGGCAGAGGCGCGCGACAAUGCCGGCUGCGACCGCCACCUGUUCGGGCUGUACUGCGUGGCUGCGGAGUCCGGUCGGCCGGUGCCUGCUCUCUACUCGCACCCCGCGUACUCGCGCAGCGGCGGCAACGGGAACUUCGUGCUGUCGACGAGCCUGGUGGGCUACACGCCGGUCAGUGGGGGCGUCGCGCCCAUGUGCCUCGACGGCUACGGCUGCUUCUACAGCAUCACGGCAAGCAGCAUUCAGUUCACAGUUCUGGUGUUCCGGGCAAGCAGAGAGACGUCGGGCAGUAAGUUCUGCACGGCCUUGGCACGCUCCCUGGACGACGUGGCACGGGUCCUCGGCCCAGCGCCGCCUCUUGCCACGAGGGAUAGUACCACCACCGUCCCGUCCGCCAAGCUGUGACACUGUGGGGAACUGUGACGGAUCAAACUGUACAAGAAAGGUCGUGUCGGAGCUCACAGUUUGGCAAUGGCUGCGGUUUGACGGCCUCCCAGCCCUGCGUGCAUCUUUGCCGAGUUGCUGCUCGAUGUGAUGUGGAGUGGACCAAAGUAGACAAUUACGAAGGAAGAUUAGGAAAUGGACAGCUCAUCUUAUAACAGCACCAUUAUGUGUUAAGUACAAUGGAGGUGGUGAUAUAGGAAAGGAUGGGUGUUUUACUGGGAACUUGGCUGUGUGUAUAAUAUUAAAUUGUACAUAAUUUUGUACUGAAGUUUACAAUAAAAAGGGGAUUUUAUUUGUUAA